Hypoxylon fragiforme is the source of this 2159-nucleotide messenger RNA. RefSeq names its product Metallo-dependent phosphatase. Gene Ontology annotation, biological process: mitotic cell cycle; peptidyl-serine dephosphorylation. Bases 625 to 1611 code for a protein of 328 amino acids. The record is from RefSeq and is a predicted model, not a curated record. Gene Ontology annotation, molecular function: protein serine/threonine phosphatase activity. Lineage: Eukaryota; Fungi; Ascomycota; Sordariomycetes; Xylariales; Hypoxylaceae. Gene Ontology annotation, cellular component: cytosol. The transcript is spliced from 7 exons.
UUGUAUUCGCCCAUGACCCUUCUAGGCUCUUGCAAUUCCAUUAUCUUCAUACAAACACCAAUCGACCUUUUGUUAUCUUCUCUUUUUCCAUUUCUUCCUUUUUUUUUGUGAACUUGAUGACCAAAAAAGCAAAAGAAAAAAGCACAAGAAUCAGACGAAGCUCACUGAUCAACAAUUAUUUUGUAUCUUAAUCUUCUCUCUCUCUUUUUUUUUUUUUUUUUACCUCUUUUUACUUUUUGGCCUUUUCUCUUUCUAAAAGAAUCGCGACGAUACCCUUCCCUCUUAUUAGAGGCUCUUUACUACUAACAUACUCCAUACUCCAUACUACUACCACCUGCAUACUGUACAAACUUAGCCCCACCCUCAAAAUCUCCCACACCAAAUCAAAAGACAGUUCAGUUGCUGCGCUUCUCUUCCCGCCAGCCUCAAACGUCAUUCCGAGUCGACAAUUUUCCUUUGCUCCUACUUUAUCGAUUCCUUUGACCUUCUCGAGACUAUACGAAGAAACACGCAUUAUCCCUACCACCGCUACUACCACAUAGGUAUCUUUACUAUACACGCCUCUAAUAUUAACAAAACAACACCGAACACCCCGCGACCCGACCUUGGUGCUCAUUUGACACCAUGGAUACCAAUAUGGAGGAUGUUGGGCGUGUUCCAGCCGAGUUAGCUCCCAUGCCCCCCUCGGAGCCAACUACUGUUCCCACACUAGACGGCUGGAUUGAGAGCUUGAUGAACUGCAAGCAACUCGCCGAAUCUGAUGUUCAGCGACUCUGCGAGAAGGCUAGAGAGGUCCUACAAGAGGAGUCUAACGUUCAGCCGGUCAAAUGUCCGGUAACGGUCUGUGGCGAUAUACAUGGCCAGUUCCAUGAUUUGAUGGAACUAUUCAAGAUCGGCGGCCCCAACCCCGAUACCAACUACCUGUUUAUGGGUGAUUAUGUUGACCGAGGAUACUACUCCGUCGAGACGGUAACGCUUCUUGUCGCCCUCAAGAUUCGAUACCCCCAGCGCAUCACCAUCCUGCGCGGCAACCACGAAUCUCGCCAGAUUACCCAGGUCUAUGGCUUCUACGACGAGUGCCUACGCAAGUACGGUAAUGCCAACGUCUGGAAGUUCUUCACCGACCUCUUCGACUACCUUCCCCUAACCGCCCUCAUUGAUAACCAGAUCUUUUGUCUUCACGGUGGUCUGUCUCCUAGUAUCGAUACUCUUGACAACAUCAGAGCUCUCGACCGAAUCCAGGAGGUACCCCAUGAGGGACCCAUGUGCGACUUGCUGUGGUCCGACCCCGAUGACCGAUGCGGUUGGGGCAUCAGCCCCCGUGGUGCCGGUUACACUUUCGGGCAGGAUAUUUCCGAGGCGUUCAACCACAAUAAUGGACUCACACUUAUCGCACGAGCCCAUCAAUUGGUUAUGGAGGGAUACAACUGGUCACAAGAUAGGAACGUGGUUACCAUCUUUUCUGCACCAAACUACUGUUACCGAUGCGGUAACCAAGCCGCCAUCAUGGAGAUCGAUGAGCACCUGAAGUACACCUUCUUACAGUUUGACCCAUGUCCACGUGCUGGUGAGCCAAUGGUUUCCCGACGCACGCCGGAUUAUUUCCUCUAAGCGGCCCGUCCAUCUUGGUGCUGCGCUUGGGGGUUACGAGGACCCAAACCUUGAAGAUCUCUGGGAGUUACGUUGAGCCUAGAUCCACACACCAUUGCCAUUACCGAAAGUCAAAAAGGGUGGUCUAUGUACAUGGCCGCAUCACAAGCAGUAAUUAUGAGUAUUGUGACCUGUCAGCAGCAUCGAAAGUCAACAAUGGCUUUUUAUGAUGCUGGUCCCUGCUUUGUGUAGCCAAGGAAGAAAGGAGGAGGGGCCUAGCACCAAGGGUGAUAUGUUCCUCGCCCUGACGUUGUCGUCGUCGAUGCCCAUAUUGGUGUGGGCGAGACAGUUUUUUGAGACAACCAAUGCAGAGUAGUUGCCAAAGCAUGAGAUUUCGAGAUGUGAAAGAGGCCCAGUCUCUUUAUAAUAAUGUGGUGAAUAUUUUGCCUCCUUCGACAGUGAUAAUGAUACUACAGACAGAAGGGCAUCUCUUUUGUUGCGACUAGCAGGUACUCGGUAGGAAUAGUAUUUCUAGAGAGGUAAUAAACGAAUGGGUGAACUUGCCUGCC